Echinostoma caproni is the source of this 1320-nucleotide messenger RNA. NCBI's taxonomy places the organism in Eukaryota, Metazoa, Platyhelminthes, Trematoda, Plagiorchiida, Echinostomatidae. The record is from the annotation of a GenBank genome assembly.
CAAACAAACUGGCUUCAAGUAAAACCCGGUGGAAAACCGUUCCCUGUUGGCCAAGAAGUCGGCGUGCUUCGUUGGCGAUUACAAACUCAGGACGAGUCAGUACUUCCCAUCACUGUGAACUGCUGGCCCAACGAAAUCCGAGGUGGUUUCGAAGUGAACAUCGAGUAUGAAUUGCAAAACACGGACAUUGAAUUACACGAUGUCGUGGUCAAUAUUCCUCUCCCCUCUUCAUCUAAACCUCCGGUUGUUGGCAAUUGUGAUGGAGAGUAUGAACUGGUGGCCCGAAAGACUCAAUUAGAAUGGCGGCUCCCUGUGAUCGACACAGACAACCCAUCCGGAUCAAUCGAAUUCACAAUCAGCGCUGAUCGAGGUUCCAAAGCCGAUGACUUUUUCCCACUCAAAUUGAGCCUGAGCGCUGACAAAUCGUUUUGUGGUAUUCGGGUUUUGGAAGCUGUGGAUCCGAAAAACAAACCAGUCACAUUCUCCACAGAGACUCGAUUGUAUGCUGAGAAGUACGAAAUUUCCAAAGAGCGUGAAGCCAAAGACUUCAUGAAGCAACGGGCCCGUGACCUGCAACUAGCUCGUCAGGAAGCAGCCAAACGUGGUGCCGGCUCAGGGGGUGGCUCGUCGAGGUCUUACCGAGGCGGUGUUUCCGGUUUCGGAAGUGACACUCCAAAGCCAGAUGAGCCUCGUGUCGUUGUGGUAAACGAUCGCUUCGGGGAAGGCGGCCUUGAUGGUGCCUCCUAUAUAAGUACUGCCGCGAAUGCAAUGCCUUCGGUCAAACGAAGUGGUAUGAAGCUUGGCGGGGGCGGUGCCGGUGCGGGUGGAGGGAUUGAUCAAUUUGUCGAUCAGUUAAAAGCGGAAGGUGAGGCAGUGCAUGAUGACGUGGCUCGACUAUUGGAUCCGAAUACGGACGGGAUCUCACAGUCCGGUGAUUAUGCCAGACGUGCUGUCGGUAGUCUUGAACCGAGAACUGUCCUCAAAGAAGAUCUUCACAUCCGAAUAGAGGAGAAGUUGAUGGUACAAGCCAGUCGUGAUGGUGGCUUGGAACAGCUCGAGGUACAGGGGAUCAUGCAUGCUCUUGCCAACACGGCCGCCACAAAUGAGGCUCGACUUCGGAUCGAUACCAAUGAGGCACUGAAUCCUCACAAUGAAAAGCAACCGCCAGCCCAGUUGCAAACACAUCCUAACCUGGAUAAGAAGGCGUUUGUGGUGAGUUUGAUCGCACCUCUUUUGCGGUCUCCAUUGGACUACAAAAAUAAACGUCCGGUUCUGCACAGAAUUAGCUCUGAGAUCAACCAAAAAAUAGGCGAGGUUUAG